Molecule: messenger RNA, 1653 nt
Organism: Botrytis deweyae
Lineage: Eukaryota; Fungi; Ascomycota; Leotiomycetes; Helotiales; Sclerotiniaceae
Exons: 4
Coding region: 1-1653 (550 amino acids)
Source: RefSeq, a predicted model, not a curated record
AUGGAAAAAUUCCAAUAUCAAGCCAUCGAACCUCCCCACGAGAUCAGAAUGCUUGAGCUGAUCCCUGGUACAGCCUCAACGCCUAUUCAAGUCCGCCUCGUUCACAAAAGCUUAUCGCAAAUGCCUCAGUGUAUUGCAUUGAGCUAUGAAUGGGGAGCGCGAACUGGAGAUUCCGAGAUCAUUUGCGACAAUGCAACACUAAAGGUGACUAAGAAUCUCAUCAAAGGUUUGAAAAGACUUCGCAAAUUUCAAGGACUUGCUCCAGGUCACAAUCCGUACUCAAAUCGAUUGAAAAUCACAGAAAGGACUCUAUGCUGGAUUGAUGCGAUUUGUAUCAAUCAAGAUGACUUGGAUGAGCGAUCUCAACAAGGUUGUUGUCUGGCUGGGGAAGAAGUUGCUCGUUCACAGGAAGUAUGGGAUCUCGUGGCACCACUAGGCGACCAGGUUGAUAAGUUCAAAGUCGAUAUGAUUGAGAAAAACAAAGAAGAAUAUGGAUCUACGAUAGUUUGCCCUGGACUUAUGCUCAAGGACCUUUCCAAGCACCCUGCUUUUGUUGACAUCAUGGACACCUUUUCCGCUCGAACAUUAUUCAUUCGUCUUUGGACAAUCCAAGAGACAUGCCUCGCCCACGGCUUUCAGGUUACGAUUCUGUAUGGCCGGGUAGAGAUGCCAUGGAACACCUUUUCUGGUAUUUCAUCGAUUCUGUUCCGUUGCUUCCGAUUUUGGAAAUUCAGAGACGAGGAAAAACUCCCAAGGAUUGAAAUUCUAACCAACAUUAUUAUGAGGAGACAAAUACAGGAAAACGCACCGCUGUCACAAGAAGACUUUUUCGACAUGCUCUUGGCGUCUACGUUUGUCCAUGCUUCAGAUGAAAGAGAUCGUGUGUUUGGAGUUCUUGGCUUGUUUGGCGAGGAUACACGCGCGCCAUUUUCGAACUUAGGAUAUCGGAAUGAACCAAAGGAAACUUUCCGCGCAGCAACAGAAGCUAUUGUGAAUACAUGCGACAAAGGCCUAGAGUAUCUUACCUACAACUAUGCCGUGCGUGGAGAUGAUAGCAAAUUGAUGCUACCGUCUUGGACUCUUCUCGACAUCCAUUUCACCGUCCGGGCGCAUAGAAAAGCGGCGGAAACAAACGACGCUGAAUUAAAACUUGGCAGACUCAAGAAGACGCUAACAGGUGCAUUUGAUCCUGUGGAGCAAUAUGAGGGUUGGAUAUGCCGCAUUCUACUACGGGAAUGGGAGAGAAGCACUAGCAAGGAUGAAAGCUCCGACACUUGGAGAGGGAUCUUACUUUCUACGUUGAGAGAAAGAGCUGCCUUGCGCUUUGCGCAUCUUGGUAGACGUGUCCAGGAUGAUACAUUGCGAAGAGAUCACAAUGAUCAACUUACAGGCGAAGGACGCAACAUCUUUGCAACUUCAAAGGAGUAUUUUGGAAUCGGCGCAUACGGGAAGAAUGACCCCGGGUCGCCGCUUGCUGUGCAAGUGAAUGAUAAGAUAGUUAUUAUGCAUGGUGUUAAGCAACCUCUUGUACUUUAUCCAUGUGGAAAUUCCGAGUACAAGUUUGUUGGGCCUUCUCUCAUUCCUGAGGUUGAGAUGGAUGAGUCGGUGCAGGUGGAGAAUAGGAAACCGAUGGAACUUAUACGUAUUGUGUAG